Trichosporon asahii var. asahii CBS 2479 is the source of this 1995-nucleotide messenger RNA. RefSeq names its product lanosterol synthase. The transcript has 3 exons. Gene Ontology annotation, cellular component: lipid droplet. Gene Ontology annotation, molecular function: lanosterol synthase activity. The record is from RefSeq and is a predicted model, not a curated record. Gene Ontology annotation, biological process: triterpenoid biosynthetic process; ergosterol biosynthetic process. The coding region runs from base 1 to 1995 and encodes 664 amino acids. NCBI's taxonomy places the organism in Eukaryota, Fungi, Basidiomycota, Tremellomycetes, Trichosporonales, Trichosporonaceae.
AUGGUCGACAUCACGACGCAGGCGCGGCAGUACGCCGACACGCUCCGCACCGACCCUGCCGGCUGGCGCCUCAAGGUCUCCGAGGACUCGCACGGCCAGCACAAGUGGCUCUACCUCCCCCCCGAGCAGCGCGAUGCCUGGCCGCAGACCGCCGUCGACAAGUACUCGAUGGGCGAGCCGACCGGGCUGCCCGACCAGCCAAAGGCCAAGACGCCCCUCGAGGCGGCACGAAACGGCCUGCGCUAUUACCGCGAGCUGCAGAGCGAGGACGGCCACUUUGCGACCGAGUACGGCGGCCCGCUCUUCCUCACGCCCGGCCUCAUCAUCGCCCUCCAGGUCUGCGGUGUCGAGCUCCCGCAGCCCAAGAAGGACGAGCUCAAGCGGUAUCUCCUCAACAAGCUGCGCCCCGAGGGCGGCUGGGGUCUGCACACCGCGGCGCCCCCGACGGUGUACGGCACGGUCAUGAACUAUGUCUGCCUGCGCAUGCUCGGCAUGGGGCCGGACGAGGGGCCAAUGACCGCGAUCCGCGCCAAGAUUCACGAGUUUGGCGGCGCCGUCGCGAUCCCGACGUGGGGCAAGCGCCGCGCUAACAACAGGUGCUUGCCGGACUGGGUGCCAUUCGCACCGUGGCGGUGGUGGAUUCACGUGCGACUCGUCUUCACCCCGAUGGCGUGGCUGUGGGGCGCGCGCUUUGUCGCCCCCCAGACGGAGCUCGUGCGCGAGCUCCGCAAGGAGAUCUACGUGCAGCCGUACGAGUCGAUCGACUGGCCGCGGCAGCGCAACAACACGCACAAGGUCGAUCUGUACUCGCCGCACCACCCGGUCUACGACGCGCUGAAUGCCAUUCUCGGCGUCUACGAGAAGAUGCCGUACCUCCCGUGCGUGCCGGGCCUGCGCAAGGCGGGCAUGCGCGCGGCGUACCGCCAGAUCGUGUACGAGGACGAGAACACGGGGUACCAGACCGUCGGACCCGUCUCCAAGGCGUUCAACAUGAUCUGCCGCUUCGCGCAGGAGGGCCCCGACUCGGAGGCGGUGCGCAUGCACAAGAGCCGCGUCGACGACUUCCUGUGGCUGUCCAAGGACGGCCUGUUCAUGACGGGCACGAACGGCUCGCAGCUGUGGGACAUUUCCUUCCUCGCGCAGGCGGUCGUCGAGACGGGCCUCGCGGACGAGGCCGAGAACAAGCAGACCGUGCUCGGCAUGCUCGACUGGCUCGACAAGUGCCAGAUCCGCCACAACCCCAAGUGGUACCGCGCGGGCUACCGCCAGAGCUCCAAGGGCGCGUGGCCGUUCUCGACGCCCGAGCAGUCGUACACGGUGUCCGACUGCACGGCCGAAGGACUCAAAGGCGUGAUCGCGCUCCAGAGCCUGUCGUACACGGACAAGCCCGUCACGAUCGACCGCAUGCGCGACGCCGUCGACGUGCUCCUCAGCAUGCAGAAUCCGUCCGGCGGGUUCGCGUCGUACGAGCUGAUGCGCGGAAGCGCCAAGCUCGAGGCGCUCAACGCCGCCGAGGUGUUCGGCGACAUCAUGGUCGACUACAUGUACCCCGAGUGCACGACGAGUGCGCUGUCCGCCCUCACGUACUUCAAGAAGCUCGACGCGCAGUACCGCGCGGCGGACAUUGAAAAGUGCGUCGACAAGGCGAUCCGGUGGAUCCACUCGGUGCAGCGCCCCGACGGCUCGUGGUACGGCUCGUGGGGCAUCUGCUUCACGUACGCGACCAUGUUUGCGCUCGAGUCGCUCGCGAUCGCGGGCGAGACGUACGAGAACAGCGAAAGUGUGCGCCGCGCGUGCUCCUUCCUGCUUAGCAAGCAGAUGGAGGACGGCGGCUGGGGCGAGACGUACAUGUCCGCCCCCGACGGCAGCUGGCUGCAGGAGGACACGGAGGGCAUCUUCAACAAGAACUGUGCCAUCGACUAUCCCGCCUUCAAGUUCAUUUUCUGCAUCUGGGCCCUCGGCCGCGCGCAAAAGUAUCUCGACGCCAACCCUUAG